Octopus sinensis (East Asian common octopus) is the source of this 4474-nucleotide messenger RNA. RefSeq names its product ceramide kinase. NCBI's taxonomy places the organism in Eukaryota, Metazoa, Mollusca, Cephalopoda, Octopoda, Octopodidae. The transcript is spliced from 12 exons. The record is from RefSeq and is a predicted model, not a curated record. Gene Ontology annotation, molecular function: kinase activity. Bases 81 to 1727 code for a protein of 548 amino acids.
CCUCUCACUAUAUUACUAUCUAUCCACCAGUGUCUCUCACUCUCUCUCUCCUCAUAGUAAAGUCGGUGUGUUUGUAUAAUAUGGCUGCCGACCAAAACAUCUUGUUGUACGGAAAUCUUGAUGUUGAUGGCAGGCCUAGUGUUGUCCUUCUCACUUCAUUCCAUCUCAGUUGGGAUUCCACUUCAAAAGCUGGCACUCCGGAGAGUCCAAAUGUGGAAGUCAUAUCAUCCCAGAACCGAUAUACAAUUGAACUGAAUGAAGUAAUCGGAGUAACAACAGAAAAAUAUGACAGCAGUAGCAAUGGGUUUUCAUCAAAGGAUUCGAGUACCCUUUUUGUGGAAAUGCAAACCCUUAAGCCCCAUGUAUUUUCGGUGUUUCACAUCCGUAGAAUUGGUCAUCAUAAGUGGCGCGAACGUAAAGUAACAUUUCGCUGUAGAGACAGCACAACUUGCCAAAUAUGGGUGGAAUCUAUCCGAAAAGGUUUAACCAAUCCAAAAUUCCGUCGGCCCAAGAGUCUCCUUGUCUUCAUCAAUCCUGUUGGUGGCAAGAAAAAGGGACCCAAAAUUUAUGCAGAGAAGGUGGUUCCACUGUUUGAUUUAGCUGACAUUAUCGUGCAUUCUAUCACAACAGACAGGGCAAACUAUGCCUUGGAUUACUUACAAGAAGCUGAUCUUGCCAAAUACGAUGGGAUUGUCUGUGUGGGUGGUGAUGGGAUGUUUACAGAACUUUUAAAUGGAUUGCUCAUAAGAACACUGAAAGACAAUGGGAAUGCGCAACCCUGUCGUGACACAACUCCUAUACAGCCAGACUUAAGGAUAGGCAUCAUUCCAGCAGGUUCUACAGAUACAGUUGUCUAUUCAACAGUUGGUAUCAAUGACCCUGUAACAUCAGCCUUACAUAUCAUUACCGGGGACUCCAUGAAUAUAGACUGCUGUUCUAUAUACCAAAGGGACCAGCUUGUACGCUAUAGUGUUUCAUUGGUUGGUUAUGGUUAUUAUGGUGAUGUUCUUGCAGACAGUGAAAAAUUCCGAUGGAUGGGUACCAAGCGAUAUAAUUGGUCAGGUUUCAAGAAGUUUCUAGCAAAUCAAUCCUACCUGGGAGAAGUUUCCUUUCUACCUACCACUGUUCAUGACAGUCAUCCUCGGGAUAACACUCGAUGUUUGGCAGGCUGCCAAGUAUGUGCUGCUGCUCUUGACAGACUUCACCAGUAUCCUUCAGAAAGUUCCUCUCUUGGUAAAGAAAAAUGGCACACGAUCCGCGGAGAUUUUAUUGGUGUAAAUGCCGUUACCAUGAGUUGCCGGUGUGCCAUGAGCCCAGAAGGUGUGUCUCCUGCUUGUCAUUUGGGAGAUGGAUGUACCGACCUAAUCCUAGUGAAACGUUGUUCCCGGCUAAACUACUUGCAUCAUUUAUAUCGUUGCAGAGACAGACAAUCAGACCAGUUUGACUUUGAUUUUGUUCAAGUCCAUCGAGUCAAAGAGUUUCAGUUCCGUCCACUUGAAGAUGAAUUUGAGUUAGAGGCUGGUGAAGUAAACUGUCGGCAACAACUAUUUCGGUCAAACUCCAAGUCAUCGCAUAACAGUGUCUGGAACUGUGAUGGUGAAGUCAUUGGCUCUCCAAGUGUCCAUGUCCAGGUCCAUUGUCAGCUGGUAAAAUUGUUUGCUCGUGGUAUUGAGAAGUUGGAUAAGGAACACAGUGGCUGCAUUCCAUGUCAACAGAAGGACAAAUGAAACAGUUUUUUUUUUAAUUAUUAUUAUUUUUUUUUUAAUUUAGCACUCUAAGGUUGGAUAGAUAUAUAUAUCUUUCUAUCUUAGUUCUGCUACAGUGAUAUAAAACAUGAGUAAACGGUGAAAAGUUUAUUGAAGGGACAGUUUCAUUGAAGAGGAGUGAGAAAGAGAGAAUGGAAAAGAGGAGACCAAAACAAAACAAAAAUCAUAUUACUGUGAUAUUUUUUAGUGCCCUGGACAUCUCUCCUCUACAGCUUCCUCCUUUCCACUGCUGCUCAUCCUUUUUAUUUCGGUUGUCACUUCCGAUGAACAGUUUAAAUCUGUUGAGUUACUUAACAUUUAAACCUGUUCAUAAAACAAUAGGCCAUCAACAAACAGUACUGUUGUUACUGUUCUUUUAAUGUAUUUUGUAUAUCUCAACGUAUAAUUUACCUGCUUCCCCCCACCCUCACCUGCCCAUUAAAAAAAAUUUUUUUAAGUUUGUUGCGCAUACAAUAUUUGUUCAUUGGCCUGUAACGAUUUUAGAAAUUAUCAAACAAAACAAAAUUUAAUGUCAAAUAAUAAACAAAAUAAGUUGGGUAUUUAAAAAAAAAAAAAAUUAUAACAAUGGUUAUACAGUCAUCGUUAUUACUGCAUAAUCGUUGCUGUGUGAAAAAUUUAAAGGUUUGAUGAUAACAAGAAAAUUAAAUAUAUUAAACUAAUAUAUAUAUACUACAGUGUAUGCGCAUAUAGCAUUACAUACAUGCAGUCUUAUGUGCAAAUAACCUGUGACACAAACUUGUGUGCUUUAAGGUUCAUACACGAUGCUCAUGAGUUUACAACUAUUAGAUAUUCAUAUCUCCAGGCAAAUGCAUCAAUAAAAUUGCCAAAUAGUCAUUUGUUUCUUUCUUCCUUUAUUCUCCCCUUAAUUACAUUAAUGAAUUUAUUGACUAACAUAAUUGAAGGAGAGACUUAAAAUCACCCCCUCUUUUUUAUGCUAUAUUGCUGCAAGCACAAAUCACUAAAUUAUACAUUUUAAUACAAUUUUAUUUUAUAAUUAAAAAAAAAAAAAACAUGUAGAAAAUAAAGGGGUUUUGCUUUUUAAAAAUAGUUGUUCAGUAGCUCAACCAUUUAACUCAUCUGUCUGAUUUAAGUUUUAUAGAAGAGGGUGGCUAACGAGAUAUUUUCUUUCAUGAAAUGAUUUCAUUUGCCUGCAACUUUUCCCACUUUCGAUUAUGAGCAUGCUGUAUUUUUCCUUUCUUUUAUUCUCUCUUAUUUGGUUCCAGCCAGCUAGCUGGUUGGCUGUUACUCACCUGGGGCACUGUCAUAAAAUGUAUGUAAAAGGUCUUUCUAUACCUUACCUCACACAAUAUAUUUCAUAAGGUCUGAAAUCCUUAUCUGUAUCUACUUAGUUGAGAAAACUGAAGGUGGGAGUGGGCACAGUUUGGCGUCAUACAGAAAAUUAUUUAUAGAAUUGAUCAAACUAGAAAGGCCACCACUGUCACCUUUCAGUUGUGUUAUUGUCCUUGAUCUACACAUAUUUGACUCAGUUCACUGUUGUUGUUUAGUUCCAAGUUGACCUUGAUCGAGCAGACCUAGGGUCAAAGGCAUUCCAAUCAUGGCCCUUUUUUUUUUUUAUUGUUAACCUUGGACUACUCCAUCUACUGUAUCCAAGAUGCAAGAGUGCGAUCUGAGGAAGGUUUAGCUGCUAUUUUUAGUAGGUUGAGUGAUUGCUGUGCUCUCAACAGAAGAGUGAAUGGGUAUGUAAGCUGGGAAAGGCAAGUUGUCAAAAGUUAAUCAGAUCAGACAUUUUAUGCAUAUAUCAGAAUUUAUAGAGUUAUCAAACCCAAUAUGGGUUAUAUUAUUAAAAAAAAGAAAAAAAUGUGAUAGGUAUGUGGACUUGGCUAAAAACGUGGUGCAUAUUCACAAAAAUGUUUACAAUUAGUGCUUGUUAUUUUUGUACACUAUGUCAAUGUUGGACUGGUACAAUAUCAAUAAGGAACAAAAAAAAAAAAAGAAUGAAUGAAUGAUAUAUGCAUGUUGAGUGGAACAUUAAUCACACCCAAUCUUCAUGCAUGGUGAAUAAUGAACAAGUAGUAGAACCAAUAUAAAGAAGUUAGCAGAUUUGUGUUUUUUUUGUCAGCAAUAUAUUCAAACAUUUCAUCAGAUGGCUUACAUAGUUUUUUUUUCUCUCUAAAUAAUGGAGAAAACAUUAAUUUUUACAAACUGGGUUUUUUUUUUUUUUAAUCUAAUUUUAUGGCCAGUUGUUAAAUGAAGGGUUUAUUUCAUAAUUAGAUGUUGACAAAAUUCCUAGCAUAAGUUUUGUAUUCCAUUAUCUAUCAUUGAAAUCUAUUAACAUGUUAAAAUGAAAAAAAAAAAAAAUCAAUAACAAUCAGUUAUAAAAUAGCACUCACAUAUCACAUUCUGUCCCCACCACCCUUGACUUAGACUGUGGGUGGCAAGGAUGGAUAACAAUAUUGUAAACAAAUAUUCCCAAUCCACUAUUUAUUUUCCUCCACAAAGACACUAGCAGAUCUUCAUACGUUCUCCAGGCAACUUGUAUACUGCUGUCUGUCUUUCAUAGACUUCAUAAUUAUUUGUUUCAUUUUUAUUUCCAAACAUUAUUUUUUGUUUCUUGUUAUGACUUGUUUUCUCAUCUGUGACUAUGAAACAAUGACAUACACUUGAAAAAUAUUGAAGAUAAACCAGAUGUUUAGACAUUUAAUGGUAAUAGCAACAAGGACUUUAAUAAAACAAUAUAUCAGUUCUUA